Paramuricea clavata is the source of this 2073-nucleotide messenger RNA. Lineage: Eukaryota; Metazoa; Cnidaria; Anthozoa; Malacalcyonacea; Plexauridae. The record is from the annotation of a GenBank genome assembly.
AUGGCAGAAAGCUCGAAUACUAAAAAGCCUAUAACCAGAACUAUAUCGGGCCUGCCUGAUCUGUUCGAUAGCAGAUCUAGAGGUGAUGGUAGUUAUAAUAAAUAUUUUACACCAUUACUAAGAAGAAGUAAGUCGUUGAAUUAUUAUGAGCCGUCAGUCGAGCAAGUCAAAACCCAUGGCAAAACCAGACGGGAGAAAGGUGUAGAAAUCGCAGCCUUAAAACCCAAAGAUUGGAAAAAAGUCUCUGUGAAGCACAGAAAGAAGUUUGAACGGCUUUCAGAAGUCUGGGAAAAUGCUGAGAGUAACACUGAAUUGAUAACAAUAAUUAACGAUAACGGCGUAUGUUUUAAAGACGAGUUCUCAAUAGGCAGUGGCAGUUAUGGUACGGAGGUGUAUGUUUGCUUGGGCUCUGACGGGAUGGAACGAGCGAUAAAACGUUUGCCAAAAGUCCUGUGUAAUUUGUUGAAAAAUGAACGAGAUAUCUUGACCUCUUCGAAUGCAGUCGAGUCGCCACGGGUUGUUUAUUAUUGUUUCUACGAUGAUACUUCCAGCCCUGACUUUGGUUAUUUGAUUUUGAAUUUGUAUGAAAAAAAUCUUGAGGAAUUCGUCAAGGAGGAAGGCGAAACGAUAACAGAAUCCCGUGCUAGAAAGAUGAUCCGUCAAGUGUUGGAAGGGCUGAAAGCAUUACAUGCUAGAGAGCCUAGAAUUUUACACAGAGAUUUGAAGCCGACCAAUAUACUUGUUGAUGUGAAUGGUGAUUUAGUGCUGUCUGAUUUUGGUAUUGGACGGUUUUUCUCGGAACAAGGUAUUUUCACAAGAUAUGUAUAUAUUUAACAAAAUUGCAGAUGCACACAUCCGGAGCAGACAUUUCAACUCACGACACGAGGCAUUCAGUGUUAAGCCAAGGAAUAUAUAUUUUCGCCCUCCCGCUGUCAAGCGAAAUUCACGACCUAUGCAAAAUAUCUGUGAUAUGACAACGCAUGACGUGUUCUGACGGAUAAUUUAUUUCACAGGUGUAGGCGCAAAAUACAUGAAUUACCCACUUGUGCUCUUGCUUCCAGUGUCUGCCACUGCAUGAACGCAUGAAGAGACCUGCAUGAAGUUUGGUUAACUCAUUAACUGGCAAAACUCUCCCAUUGACAAGUAAAUUAGCUAAGGCAUACUGUAAGAGAAAAUGAAAUACUAAUGGAGGGAGAACUGCUGAUCAAUGAGUCAAUUUUACUUCUUUACAGGUGCAACUACAUACUGUACCAAUGGCGAACGUGGAUCAAAAGGCUGGCUUGCAUAUGAAUGUAUUGACUGGGAUGGUUUAUGCUCUGAUGAGGUGCGGAACCCUUCAGAUGGAAUACAACUCAAGUGGAAAGAGAAAUCAGAUAUCCAAGUGGCAGGUAUGUUAGCAUUUUACAUCUUCACCAAAGGAAAGCAUCCAUUUGGUCCUCAAUUACAUCGAAUGAUAAAUCUACAUGAUGGCAACCCAGUGGGUUUAAGCAAGCUCAGUGAUCCUGUGGUGAAAGACCUCCUUUCUCAGAUGUUGGCUCAGGAGAUAGAUGAACGACCAUAUGCAGAACAAGCCUUAAAGCAUCCUUACUUUCUCUCAUCCGAAGAGCAGAUGAAGUUCUUAGAAGCUGUGGGCAACGAACCUGAAAUAAAGAGUUUCAAGGGCGAUCCCAACUGUGCUGUUUCCGGAGAGCUAGACAACCGUGAUCUGUCAAAACCUCGAAGCUCAUUGUUACCAAAUGACUGGAAAGCAGUCAUCGAUCCAGAUGACCUCGACACAUUUUGUGCAGGAGGUCAUACCCCCCCGUCCAGUUUUGAUGGCAGCCGUUACACGCAUUGUCUUCGAUUCAUAAGAAAUGUCCGUCAGCAUUGGGGCGACAAACGGCCACCUCCACAAUUGAAAGCUAUGGGAAAGGCUACUUCUCUUGACGAAUAUUUCCUGCAAUUAUUUCCAACCCUCCCGCUUGUUGUGCAUCAAAUCAUCAGAAAGCAUCCUGACUGGAAAACACGCCCUUCCUUGAAGGAGUUUUUCCCCGUGAUAAACCGUCGCGCAGGGCCUGAUUCAGACUGAAGCCC